CUGGCUGUGAAAAGAAGCAAGACUAGAAGAAAGAAGAAGAAGAUACUGAAGCAUAAGACAUGUUAAGACAUUCAAGAUAAGUUGGAAGAUUGGACACUAGAAAGGAUUUAUUGAAGUUCUAAAGGGAAAAAAGAAGGGAAACAGGCAAGAGGAUGUUGGGAGUAGAGAUGUAUCCGAGUUUAGCUCUUGCAGCACAAAGACUUGGAGACUGCUGCUAUCGAGAUCGAGAGCCCCCUGCGCACGUGCCCCUGUACCCUACAUCAUGUGACAUGGCGGCCCGAAGCCUGCCUCCUCGCCUGCUACCCCCGCCCCCGGCAAAAAGAGAUAACACUGGGAAAUCUGAAGACAUUAUAAAGAUAGAGCUGGAAAAUGUAUCACUAUGGAAACAGUUUAGCACUGUUGGCACAGAGAUGAUCAUUACCAAGAAGGGCAGACGGAUGUUUCCUCAGCUAAAAGUGAAGGUGUCUGGCUUGAACCCAUCUCUGCGUUACAUCCUCCUGCUGGACAUCAUACCUGUAGACUCCUUUCGCUAUCGGUUCCAAGAUGACAAUUGGCAGGUGGUGGGAGGAGCUGAAGCUCGACUUCCAGACAGAGUGUUCAUCCACCCAGACUCUCCUGCAACUGGUGAACACUGGCAGAACCGAACCAUCUCUUUCCACAGAGCCAAACUCACCAACAACACACUGGAUGGACAAGGAUAUAUCAUUCUGCACUCCCUGCACAAGUACCAAGCACGAGUGCAUGUGGUUGAAACCAGAGAUGUGAUGAUGUGGGGUGGAGCUCAACACACCUUCACCUUCCCUGAGACCCAGUUCAUCACUGUUACAGCCUACCAGAACAACAAGAUAACUGAACUGAAGAUCAAUUCCAAUCCCUUUGCCAAAGGUUUCAGGGACAAUGGCAUGAACAGCAAGAAACAAAGAGAAGCAAGGCAAAAGAGGAAAUUAAACCAACCCAAUCAAGAGGAACCUUUAGACAUAGAAUCAUGUGACCCGUGUGAUUCCACCAAGGUGUUACCACAGCCAAUGGAACUGGAAAGCACCACUCUGUCUCUGUCUGAUUCAGGCUUCUGCUCUGAUGUGCCAUCUUUACCAGAGCAGACAGUACAGCAACAUAGCUCUGGUCAAACAUUUCUGAGUUCCCAGAUGACCCAGGUGCCUGAGAUUUCAGAGAUUCCAAAUUCAGUAGGGAAUCAGUCUCAGGCAACCUCAAAUAAUGAGGUGAACAAUGGAUUGCUUGAUGGGUCUACUCAGAUGAUAGGCCCUUCUUCAUACACCACAUUUGCAGCUGCUUCAAUUACACCCUCAUCUCAUUUGUCAGUGCCUCUAUCACAGCCUACAUCCUUCUAUUCCUCUCUGUCCUCCACUCAGACUGAUCUACCAUCCUCUCAUUCCAAUCCAACAUCUGUGCAAGAUUAUUCUUCCAUAGUUUCAGCUCACUAUCCUACCCUGGAUUCCUCUUCUCCAAUCACCUCUUCCUCUACCCCUGCCCAAGAUUCUACACAUACCUCCAUCCGUCACUCAUCCUCUUCUACCCAACUGCCUUCUUCCUCCUACCACUCCAUUCUUCCAUCCCAAGAAAACCUAAGCCCUCACACACCUACAAACCCACCCUUCCAUUCUCUUCCUCAACCUCCUUGCCAGUCAAUCAACAAUUGUGCUUCUGGUCUUUCUGUUGACACAGCUCAGAGCCAGGCUAUUGGUGGUUUGGCUUCCUCCAAUUCUACACCUUCUGCUGUCCAAGACUCCACCCCAACUGCCUUCCCCUUCCCACCAGUGCAGUCCUCCAACAAUCCAGAUUCCACUACUCCCCCAUCCCAAAUCCUAUCCCAAACUGCCUUUCCCUUUCCUCCAGUGGCACAUCCAAAUGGACAACCAGAUUCAAAUCAAAUCCCAACAUCUUUCCCUUUUAAUUCUGUGCCAGAAUCCAACUCCCCGCCUCUAAAUACCCCAUCAGAUCAGGAUAGCAACACCACUGCUUUUCCUUUCCCACCACAACCCAGCAAUACAAAUUCUUCAACCUCUUUGCCUGUACAAACCCUAGCACCUUACUCUUUCCAAUCAUCAGCAAUAUCCGAUAUGAAUCCUUCAUCUUACCAAAACCCAACAAAUUCAGCAACUGGAUUCUUCACUAUGCCUUCCAGUUCUGUAAAUGGAGCCCGUUCACAAGUCAUUACCAACCCCAUAGUCAAUCCAAUCCCUGCGUCUUCACUCUCUUCUCUCCCUGCAUCUCUGCCCACACAUGUAGUCUCUGGGUCCAUUUCUAACUCAACUCAAACCUCUUACAUGUCUUAUCCCUUACCCUCUUCCAUCCCAUCUGGUCCCCCUCCUCUCCAGAAUGUAGCAAUGCCAGCUAUUGGGUCUUCUCAGGUUGUUCCAGCUCUUCCAAAUAUAGCCCAGGUCCAGCCAACUAUGCCCCAGUCAUUCUCAACCUCCACUUUUUCCCAUAUCCCUCCCCAGUGUGCAAAUUCUUCUCAAAUCCCAUCACAGUCCUUUGCACCUAUGCCAGCUCCUACAGCUUCACUUCUUCCACAUUCAGCCCUACAAAACCACCCCAUCCCACCAGGAUCAUCCCAUACACAGUACCCUGUUACUUCCACUGCAUAUCCUCCAGUAGCGCCUUCAGAGAUAGGGUCCUUUUCUCAGCUUAACCCACCUGCCCCCUACCUUUCUGAUAUGGUAUUGCACCCUUCUCUUCUCCCUUCAUUAGAUAACACCCUGCCCUCUUCCGCUACUUCCCUUUAUAACCCAUUUCCUUCUUAUCCUCUCCGCCUCUGUCAGGACCCCCGAUCCUCUUUCCAUUUACAGCUCAGACACAUUUACAGGCAGCCCCAACAUGUACAUGCUAACAGCCAGGGGUCCUACCUAGACCUUGGAGGAAGGCCUGCAUUUUGAGAAGUGACACAAAAUGUUAUAAAUGAGAUGAAGGAAUUUCUGCCGACGUCAACAGAUGACAGACUACAGCUUUAAAACUCUAUGUGAUAGAUUUAGUGUUUAUUUUUGCAUUCAGGAUAGAUUAAUCAAAUGUAUCA
This is a messenger RNA of Pangasianodon hypophthalmus (striped catfish), 3031 nucleotides long. It is a transcript of the gene tbx6, whose product is annotated as T-box transcription factor 6. NCBI's taxonomy places the organism in Eukaryota, Metazoa, Chordata, Actinopteri, Siluriformes, Pangasiidae. The coding region runs from base 153 to 2894 and encodes 913 amino acids. Gene Ontology annotation, biological process: cell fate specification; heart looping; vasculogenesis. The transcript is spliced from 8 exons. Gene Ontology annotation, molecular function: RNA polymerase II cis-regulatory region sequence-specific DNA binding; DNA-binding transcription factor activity, RNA polymerase II-specific. The record is from RefSeq and is a predicted model, not a curated record. Gene Ontology annotation, cellular component: nucleus.